This is a messenger RNA of Cynoglossus semilaevis (tongue sole), 2492 nucleotides long. RefSeq names its product ADP-ribosylation factor-like protein 4C. Gene Ontology annotation, molecular function: GTPase activity; GTP binding. The transcript has 2 exons. Bases 678 to 1256 code for a protein of 192 amino acids. The record is from RefSeq and is a predicted model, not a curated record. NCBI's taxonomy places the organism in Eukaryota, Metazoa, Chordata, Actinopteri, Pleuronectiformes, Cynoglossidae.
CCCUCUCGCACACACGCAGACUCAGUUCAGAUUCAGUUCAGUGCGGGUGUCCGUCUGUGUUCUGCGCAGAUUUCGUGUCAGAACCUGUGGCUGUUGGAGAAAUAUCAGCGGUUCUGCUUCAAGGACCGACGAAGGUUCCUCGUCGUCGGCGUGUGCCUUUAUCUGUGGAUCCGUUUGUGCCGCAGCGGUUAGGGCAACGACUGGAGACGUUGCAGACGCCGAGAACGUGACACGAAAAAACUGCAGAAACCCCCAGAAUCUACUGUGGAACCACAACAGGUACCAAAAAACCUACGACACUGCGCGAGGAGCCCAUACGACCGCAAGGUACCGAUAUCGCAUUGCAGGAAAGGUACGGUGAUUGUACCGCAUAAUCAGAACCGACAGCCAGAAUACACCUCGGGACACGAAAGGGCCACUAAAGUACUGGAAGAUAACGACAGGCACUUGGAAACGUGUUCCAGACCACCUCGAGGGCCUUGAAGUGGACACUGAAAUCAAAAUUUUAUAUCCAAAACACACCACGCACUGGAGACCCAAAAUGGCACUGCUGAAUACACAACCUCAGUAUAAACACCAGGUACUUGGGACCUACUAAAAGCUUCAGAGAUCACGAGGGCAUCCGUCCGGACUGUCCAGGCCAAGUUUUUGAUAAACCUUUAAAAAGUACAAACAUCAUGGGCAACGGCGUGUCCAACUUCUCAGCCUUCCAGUCUCUUCACAUAGUCAUGCUGGGUCUGGACUCCGCAGGUAAGACCACGGUCCUCUAUCGACUCAAGUUUAACGAGUUUGUCAACACUGUCCCCACCAUUGGCUUUAACACUGAGAAGAUCCGUCUGAGCAACGGAAAUGCCAAAGGCAUCAGCUGCCAUUUCUGGGACGUUGGGGGUCAGGAGAAGCUGCGGCCGCUCUGGAAGCCUUACAGCCGCUGCACGGAUGGUAUCGUCUACGUAGUGGACUCGGUGGACGCCGAGCGUCUGGAGGAGGCCAAGACUGAACUACACAAGGUAACCAAGUUUGUGGAGAACCAGGGAACGCCCCUGCUGGUCAUAGCCAACAAACAGGAUCUUCCCAAGUCCCUGCCAGUGGCCGAUAUCGAAAGGCAGCUGGCUCUGCACGAACUGGCACCGGCCAUGGCAUACCACGUCCAGCCGGCCUGCGCCAUCAUCGGUGAGGGGCUGACUGAAGGCAUGGACAAACUGUACGAGAUGAUUUUAAAGAGGAGGAAGUCCCUGAAGCAGAAGAAGAAGAGGUAGACGAUGAGGAUUUAUUCACUGGAUGAUGCUGUGAAACGCUGAUGCUUGAUCAUAAACAAGGCUGCAGGUUUUUUGUAGUUUUUUUUUUUAUAAACAUUUAACACCUAACGAAUAUGGGCAAAACCAGGCUGGUCCUGUUUUUAGAUACUUAAAGAGGUUUUUUUUUUUUUUUACACUGACGCGUGUCUGUGAGGUUACGUUGAAUUACUGCAAAGAUGUAAAAUGACAGUGUUUAAAUAUCUGUUGAGUAAAAAAAGGGGUCGAUUUAGUUGUAGCUUUGAGUGGGCGCCCCCAUCUGGGGAAAUGAGCUGCAAGCAUGGAGGCUGUUUUCUAAGUGAAAUAAGGACAACAGACAACGGACCUAGCUUAUAGAGUUGUCAAAUGACAUAAAAUCUCCCAGAAAUCUUAUCGGAAACUGAAGUUUAGCUCUUCUGCUGCCUCAAGUGGUUAGAUCAGGCAUGGGCAAACUAAGGCCAGGGGGCCAGAUGUGGGCCCGUUCAGCUUUUUAUUCCAGUCGGCCAAACUUUUCCCUGCAAUAUCCACAUUUCCCCAAUAGAUGGCGUAGAAAAUGAUAAAAGCAUUUUUUGCAUUUUAGCCUUUAUGCUUGACUUUUACAUGUCAUUUAUCUUAGUUCCACACGCUAACGCUCAAUCCAUCUCCAUCUUGACCCGGCCCCCGUGUCCAGUUUUAGGACCAAUCUUGGCCCACGAGUCAAAAAGUUUGCCCACGCCUGGGUUUGAUGAUGUCACUUUGACAAAUCGAAAUGAAGGAUUUCAAACUCUAAACUAUAAAAAAAAUAGAUAUUUGAUCUCAAUAGAUGUGGCAACACUUCACGAACUAUGGUGUGAAAACUAGAAGUUGCAUUCAUUGUUAAAAUCUUCUAGUUUUUUUUUUAUAUAUAUAUAUAUUUCAAAUGAUAACUAAAACUUGCUGGAUGUUGGUGUUGGUCCCUUUGGUUCGUAGCAGAGUUACCCGAUGCCAAGUCUUUCUGUGAGACGAGACUGAGUAAAGGACAAACGUAGAUGACCUGAAGACUGUUUACCUGUUUAUGUAGCCUCUCUUUGCACGAUGUCGCGUUCACGUGUGUCUAUCGCUAUGCAUUUCCAUGUGGCUGCAUAGAGAAACCGAACAAUACUGUAUCACCGUAGGACCCGAUCCAGGUACUUCAUGUACAGAGCAAAACAGAAAUUUUAAAAAAAGUAUUUUUUAAAUAAUUAAAAAUAUUGUUCAAUUCAA